AUGGAUGCCGGCUGCCCGCCGAGGAUGGCCGGAUGCCCAGCGGGGGCCGACGGCGUGGAGGGCCAUGGGGAUUGCAAGCUGCCACGCAGCAACGGGGCGAUCGAAUCGGCCGGCGGCGACGCGAGCAUGUACGAUUCGCAGGACCUGGACGGUCGGGAUCUGUCGGCUGAGCACGCCGAAGAGGAGCGGCGGCUGCAGGAGGUAGUGCGCGACCGUGUGUGGCUGAUCUUUCAUCACUUCCACGACAACGCGAUGGGGAAAUUCGGGGCGGGGCCGCGCACGCUGGACGCCAACGACUUCCAUGAUAUCCUGGAGCAGUCCUUCUACGAGGAAGUAGCUCGGAUGCUGCCAGCCAACUCGGCAUCCCCCACGCAGGCAGAAAUAGAGAUCAGCAGCCAGAUUCGGUACAAGAUUGUCUUCACCCACGACUGCCAGGCCCAGUCAUGCAGCGACAUGUCCUGCCAGCUGUGCAUUAACAACCCCAAGAGGCCUUGUGGGGAUGUCAUCUACAAGAAGAAGUACUUCGAGAACGAUCUUCUGAUGGCAAAGUGCGGAGGGCCAAUAAAGAUUCGUUUGCUGGACAUCCAAACCAAUGAGUUGGUCAAGAUCAGCACCACACUGGAGCUGUUCAUCUUAAAAGGGCCAUCCUAUGACCAGAAGUUUCCAAAUGGCAUCCCCCAUUGUGCAUGUGAUGGGUUGGCACAGUGUCAGCUGCUGAUGGUUGAGCAGGAUGAGAAGGACGAAAGGGGACAGAAAGUUGUGAUUCCACUGCUCCAGUCUGACUACCUACCGAACCAGCCCAAUGGCAAAGUCUACGUUCGGCUGCAGGAUGGUGAGGCGACCCUUCCCAACGUGAAGGUCUUCAAGAGCAGCGAGGCCCUCCUGGGCGGGCGCCGGACUCCCUUCCGCUUGUAUGCUGGCGUGCCCAGGGAUGCGGCCCUGUCCCCAGAAUCUGUGAUCCCUGCCGUGGACCCCAAGGGCUUCGUGGUGGCCACCCAGAGGGCCAAGCUGCAAGAGAAGAAGGAGCGGCCAUUCCUGGACGACCCCAUCGCUAGCCUGGAGCAGAUCGGUGGCAGGCGAGUUGAGACUCUGGGGUGCCUGGGGGAGAAGAAGCUGGAGCUGCCCCACGGCACACCUGGAAAGGUGCAUGUAGUGAGGGACUUUUUGAAACUCGGGAGCAUGAUUCAAGGCCAUCCGCAGCAAAAGAAGGAGGUCUUGACGCUUCUGAAGAUGAACGAGCUGCAGUGGGCUGAGGCAUGGGAGCAUGCUGAGACAGCAGUGCAGGCAGACAACCAGCUGCGUGUGUGGUGGUUCAACCAAUCUGACCUGCAGACUGGACUGCUGUAUGAGUGUGAAACUGGGGAGGUCAAAUUGAAGCACCCUGUUGGUCUGAUACAAAUGGCCGACACGCCCCACGUUAUGCCAUGCAAGGACCUGCCUCAGGAUCAACAAGAGUGCAUAAACAACCUGCACACGAAUGCAACAGAGAACUACAACAAACCUGGGCAUCCGGGGUGGGAGGUGUACCCCUUCGACUCGGUCGAGUUCAAGACGGUUUGCUCCAGAGCCGGAGUCCCGAUAUCCGCCCUCACGCAAUAG
Ostreobium quekettii is the source of this 1599-nucleotide messenger RNA. Lineage: Eukaryota; Viridiplantae; Chlorophyta; Ulvophyceae; Bryopsidales; Ostreobiaceae. The record is from the annotation of a GenBank genome assembly.